Messenger RNA from Clunio marinus, 330 nucleotides. Lineage: Eukaryota; Metazoa; Arthropoda; Insecta; Diptera; Chironomidae. The record is from the annotation of a GenBank genome assembly.
AUGAGGCACAAGACUUUUGCCGUUUGCCCUCCAUCACGAUCAGUACUGACAUCUUCUGUCGAUCAUAAUUGUGCACUAAUCCUCUCGCCGUUCAUUGCCGUAUUUGUUGAAUCUUCUUCACUUUUCACUUCUUCCGAAGUGGUGAAAGAAUUCUUUAAUGGACUUGGCUGGCUUAUUCGUUCAAUUUGUUUGUUGUCUUUAAUUCGUCAAUUCGUUCAGCCUUUCGAAACGCUUGCUUGUAGUAUUCUCAACUCAAAUGCUGCUAUAUCAGUUUAUGAGAGAAGAACAACAUGGGAAAGGAAAAUGAAAAUUUGUUAUGGGAUGUUUUAA